AUGUUUCGAUCAGCCUCUUUCUUCGCACUCGGUGCCCUUCUCAUCCUAGCUCUACUCGAAAAUGUAGCAGCUGCCUCUGCCGGUUGUGGCAAGACGCCGAAGCUAACCAACGGUGUCCAUACCACAACCAUAAAUGGCAAGCAACGCCGUUGGACACUUCGCAUUCCCAAUGGCUACGACAAGAGCCGUCAAUACCGCUUCAUCUUUGGUAUCCAUUGGCUCAAUGGUGACAUGAAUGCCGUUGCUGGAGGCUCAUCACCAUACUACGGCCUGGCAGCUCUCGGAGGCGACAGCACCAUCUUCGUGGCACCCGACGGUCUCAACAGGGGAUGGGCAAACCAGGGCGGCGAGGACAUUACCUUUUUGAACACCAUUAGGAAGCAGGUGGAGGAUGAUCUCUGUAUCAAUGAGAAGCUCCGUUUCUCAGUCGGCUUCUCCUACGGUGCUGCCAUGUCCUACAGCCUGGCCUGCAGCAGUGCCCAGGACUAUCGCGGUAUCGCCGUCUUGUCUGGAGCUCAACUCUCUGGUUGCAGUGGAGGAAACGCCCCAAUUGCUUUCUACGGCCAGCACGGCACAAGGGACAGCGUCUUGAACAUCUCAGCUGGUCGACAGAUCCGAGACCGCUUUGUCAAGAACAACGGAUGCCAGGCCAAGAAUGCGCCAGAGCCUCCCGCCAACAGCGGACGGUCCAUCAAGACUGUUUACGAAGGCUGCAGGUACCCUACGCAGUGGACUGCUUUUGAUGGGGACCACGUUGCCCUUCAGAGCUUUACAUCGGGCGAUGUUUGGAAGUUCUUCUCCCAAUUCACUUGA
This is a messenger RNA of Pyrenophora tritici-repentis Pt-1C-BFP, 813 nucleotides long. Its product is annotated as Abhydrolase-5 domain containing protein. The record is from RefSeq and is a predicted model, not a curated record. NCBI's taxonomy places the organism in Eukaryota, Fungi, Ascomycota, Dothideomycetes, Pleosporales, Pleosporaceae. Gene Ontology annotation, molecular function: feruloyl esterase activity.